Anisakis simplex (herring worm) is the source of this 252-nucleotide messenger RNA. Lineage: Eukaryota; Metazoa; Nematoda; Chromadorea; Rhabditida; Anisakidae. The record is from the annotation of a GenBank genome assembly.
AUGUUGUUUUUGAAGGAUCGUCAUUCAACAACUUCAUCGAAUCCUCGUUUACGUGAGUUUGGUCCGUGGACUGAACAGUACAGUUCCUCAGGGAAACGCUACUUUUACAAUCGCGAAACUGAGGUCUCACAAUGGGAAAAACCGGUGGAAUGGCGUGAAUACGAGAAAUCACUGGCUGACAAUACGACAAGUCAUAGUCCAAUAUCAUCAUCUUGUAGGUUCAACUGCAUCAUCUCUUACUCCUAUUGCUGA